Messenger RNA from Zeugodacus cucurbitae (melon fly), 1785 nucleotides. Its product is annotated as pickpocket protein 28. Gene Ontology annotation, biological process: sodium ion transmembrane transport. The coding region runs from base 1 to 1785 and encodes 594 amino acids. The record is from RefSeq and is a predicted model, not a curated record. Lineage: Eukaryota; Metazoa; Arthropoda; Insecta; Diptera; Tephritidae. Gene Ontology annotation, cellular component: membrane. The transcript has 9 exons. Gene Ontology annotation, molecular function: ligand-gated sodium channel activity.
AUGAAUAGCAGUACGAUUGGUGGCAAGAAGAAGCUUCACAAAACUCACAAAUGCAAGAGAAUUUUCGAAAUUAUUGGUAAUUAUGUAGCAAAAUUUUUAGGACAAACAAAUCUUCAAGGCCUCAUUUAUGUUGGUAAUUCGCAACUGUCCAUCUGGGAAAGAGCUUACUUUCUCAUCUGGUUUGUCACUGUCAUAUCGGUGGCCAUAAAUUUUGCGACUAAUGUGUACACGCGUUGGGAAACAACACCGGUUAUUAUAGCUUUGGAGGCACAUACGACACAAAUUCGCACCACGCCCUUUCCAGCGAUCACUAUCUGCAACAUGAAUCAAGCGCUGCGCAGCCAAACCGAACACUUUCCUCGUCAUUCGCUUGGCUUUGCCAUGACGCAAAAGAUAUGUUUUCAAGACGUUGACUAUAGUCAAUUUGAUGACUUGAAACCCGAAUCAAAGAACGACACCUUCACGAAUUUCAUCUGGCGCGUGAACGGCCAGGCGUGCGACAAUAUGAUCGUAUAUUGCCGCUUUGGCAACAAGGAGGACCGCUGUACAGACUUCUUCCGGGAAGUGCUUAUGGAUGAGGGAAUUUGUUGUGCCUUCAAUAUCUUACAUCCAUCCUAUUUAUACAAGGGAACUUACAUAUUUAUACGUGAUUUUACGUCAUCUAUUGGCACCAUUCCGGUGGAUUGGAAUUUGGAAACUGGUUAUGCCGAUAAAUUGCCGUUAUACUAUUAUCCGCGUACCGCCGUAGGCGCAGGUGUUACCUUGGGGUUCACUUUCGUACUUAAUACUAAUCUCAGCGAAUAUAUUUGCUCGUCCACUUUUAGUACAGGGUUGAAGGUGAUCACUCACAAUCCCAUCGAUACGCCACACGUAAAAGAGACGGGCUUAUCCGUGCAACCAGGUUAUCAACACCGUUUUCGUCUGAAUAUCGAUAGUUCGAAGGCUCUGCCUUCUACACGUAGCAUUACGCCAAAACGUCGCCAAUGUCUCUUCAAUAAUGAACUGGAAUUGCUAUAUUUUCGUUACUAUACCCGACGCAAUUGUGAGAUGGAAUGUGACUCUAAAUAUUUUCUACGUCGCUGUCAAUGCAUUCCAUAUCACAUGCCACUCAUCUAUCCGAACGCAAGUGUUUGCACUGUGAAAGAUUUCAAUUGUGAAACCAUUGCCGAAUCGGAGGUUAACGAUAAGCAGCAUGUGGCUUGUAAGCGUGAUUGCCUGCCGGGAUGUUUUAAUUUGGAAUAUUUCCCCACUGUUUACCGCACACCACUGGCGAAUACGUCUUUUGUUUUUAGAGACGGAUUCUUUAGAAACUACACGAAGAAAGAGAUACACGAAAACUUCGCUUUGGUGCAAUUGUACUUCUCCGAUGAUUUGUUUCGGUCCAAGGUUAGAUCACCAUAUACCAGCUUUACGGAUUAUCUCUCACAAACUGGUGGCAUUAUGAGUUUAAUGGUAGGUUUUGGGGUUAUGUCAGUGCCUGAGUUCUGUUACUUUUUCUUCAUCCGUCCACUAUUCGACUUGAUAUUGCGUCGAGUGCCAUGUGCUGUGCGUAGAGUAACUGCGAGCAAAUUUCGAAAGAGUACAAACGGAAAUGCAGCUCUGUUGGGUAAUAAGCAAACAUUUUAUGUUAGAAGACCAGCCUUGGGACGCAGGCCAUUGAAGUCUUUCAAUGGUUAUACCAGCCAAAAGACACAUAAUGGCUUAAUGAAAAAGAUGUCAAUACAAAGAGAAGAAGUUUUAAAUAUCGAUAUGGAGAAAGAAGGUUUGUUUCCGUACACCGAAUGA